UGUCUGUCUGUCUGUCUGUCUGUCUGUCUAUCUAUCUAUCUAGAAAUCUAUCUAGAAAUCUGGAUCACUCUGGUGUUCACAUUCCCGCUUCCUGCAUUUCGGACGCGCUCGUGGGUCUCCCAGCAGCGGCCAAUCAGAUCCUGCCAUGUUGGGAAAGUCUGACCAAUCGGCGCUCACCUCACGGAGGAAAACUUGUCUGGUUUGCCAGGCGGCAUUGUGCUGAUGCUGGGCAAACUGGCACCAGAUUGUCGUCGUUUGUUGCAGCUGAAGCGUCGCCCUUUCCUCGUAACACGGGUGAAAUGAAGGCGCUGCGCGAUGUGAACUCUCUCUCCAGCCAUGUCGCAUGCAGCACGCUGUACCGGCGCGAGCAGUAAAGGCGGAAGUGUUGGACAAUAGAGCAGCGAGGUGUGUUUCCGUGUUGGCGCGUCAGUGUGCAAAGAGGAGGAUUCCCACAAACACAACUUCUGGCGCGUCCUCUGUCCCAUUUCACAUUCCGACACUGUCAUGUCACACCAGUAUCAUUUUAUACCAACACAUGCACUCCGCUGUUCAUUGUUUGACACGGAUGACAAGGAAGAAGCCCGACACUGAACAUAAGCCGAGUAGAAAAGUGUUAGCCCCCCCCAUGGAGCUGUCUUGUUGAUCGCAGCGCCUCAUGUUGUGAAGCGAUUUGCAUAAGGACUUCCGCCCCUGCUUUUCUUUCACUUCUGUGAAGCAGCUGGAAACGAUGCCAUGCACACGCUGACACUACAGCAGGCGGCACGCAGCCUCGCCGAUCGCGGUCCGUGCGAAGAUGCUUCCUAGGAGCCCGUAAUGAUUUGGAUACGGCUCAGGAUUUUUGCAUGGACUCCAAAGCACGGGAUGGGAGACACUGGACCUCGUGGAGGCGGAUCUUCUGGACGCCGUGUCUUCAGAUCGCUAUGCUGAAGGGACUACAAGCGGUGUUCGUGUCCUCUCUCCCUGGAACUAAGAGACAUUAUUUUGGUUGACGCCAGACACGAUUUUCCACGCACUGGAUACACAUUUACCUGCUGCUGCUGUUGUUUUUUUUAAUCGGAUUGUAUCCUGUUCUUGUUUUUGUUUCACCUGGUCUUUUUUUUGAUGAUCCUAGAUGGGGAAAUCGUCCUCUCCAGCUCACACUUUUGUCUUUGGGACUUAGUUGAGACACCAGGUUUUAGCAAAACUCACCCACUCGUCAUGAAGGUUUUUGGCGCAGUAUGAACCAUUUCGGACUCAAUUGUGGCUUUGGAAGCGUUCUCUAAAUGCCACCUACAGACUUCCAUGACACACACUAGUGUAUAUAUCAUAUAGUUGCAUAUGUAGUGAAUGUGUUGUAGGUAUUUUAUAGCUGAUCUAUAAACAUAUAUCUAUAAUCUAUAAAGGCGCCUGAGCCGACAGCAGCCUGUAUGAGAUGGUGACUACUCUUGGGUCAGGCCUUUUUUUUUUUUUUGGUGAAUUAAGGCUACACUUUUUUCCUUUCUGUUUUUAAAACCGAACACUUUGGACGGCGAAGCUGGCUGAUUUUUCCCCAGAAAUUCAAUAAGCCUUCCUUGAUUUGUGUGUGUGUCUGUGUGUGUGAGUGUGUCCUCUCCUGCCGUGGGAGGAACUGAAAGCUUUCGCGUCCAUCAUGUCUCACUUGUCUGGGUUAGCCCUCGCUGUGCUACGUGGACUCUUCAUCUGUGCACUUGUGGGAUUAGAGCUGAGCUUCUCGGGAUCUCUGGCUUCUUCAGACACCACCAUUGUAUCAACUCCAGAUCCUUGCCUGACUGUCAUCCCACCCUGCAUAAACGAAGCUGAUCGCUUUAGCCUUGAAGCACUGCGUCACAUCCACAAGCAGCUGGAUGAUGACAACGAUGGCGGCAUCGAAGUCAACGAGAGUGUGGAGUUCAUCAUAGAGGACAUGAAGCAGCAGCAAACGAACAAGCACAGCAACCUGCACAGAGAGGACCAGCACAUUACUGUAGAGGAGCUGUGGAAAGGAUGGAAGACGUCUGAAGUUCACAACUGGACGAUGGACGAUGCGGUCCAGUGGCUGAAAGAAUCGGUAGAGCUUCCACAGUACGAAACAAACUUCAGAGAGUUCAAAGUUGAUGGCAAUACGCUACCUCGAAUAGCGGCGAAUGAACCGUCGUUCAUGUCAUUGCACCUAAAGAUAUUGGAUCAACGACAUAAACAGAAAUUAAAUUUAAAGGCACUGGAUGCUGUGCUGUUUGGACCACCAUUACGGCCACAGCAUAAUUGGUUGAAAGACUUUGUCCUCAUGGUGUCCAUCAUCAUCGGGGUAGGAGGCUGCUGGUUUGCCUAUGUGCAGAACAAGUCGUCCAGAAUCCACAUCUCCCGCAUGAUGAAGGACCUGGAGAGCCUGCAGAGCGCUGAACAGAGCCUGAUGGAGCUGCAGAGCAGACUGGAGAAGGCACAAGAGGAGAAUCGCACGGUGGCAGUAGAGAAGCAGAACCUGGAGCAGAAGAUGCGAGAUGAGAUCCACGGUGCAAAGAGGGAAGCUCACAGACUGCGAGAGCUCCGCGAGGGAGCCGAGUGCGAACUCAGCCGACUCAAAUACGCUGAGGAGGAACUGGUGCAGGUGCGUGUAGCUUUGAAGCGAGCGGAGAAAGAGUUGCAGUCAGAGCGAUCAGUUCCUGAAGCCUUACAGAUGUGGCUGCAGCUCACACAUGAGGUGGAGGUCCAGUACUACAACAUCAAAAAGCAGAGUGCUGAGCUACAGCUCACUGUUGCCAAGGAAGAGGCAGAGAAGAUCAAAAAGAAGAGAGGUUCUGUGUUUGGUACUCUCCACGUGGCUCACAGCUCAUCACUGGAUGAGGUUGAUCACAAAAUACUUGAAGCCAAGAAAUCCCUGUCUGAGGUGACAGCAUGUCUGCGUGAGCGUCUUCAUCGCUGGCAGCAGAUUGAAAGACUGUGUGGGUUCCCUGUGGUGCAGAAUUCAGGUCUGCCAAGCUUGAGUGCAUCACUGUACUCUGAGCACAGCUGGGUGGUGAUGCCACGCGUCUCUUUACCCCCGUACCCCAUUGCAGGGGGGGUGGAUGAUGUGGAUGAGGACACGCCCCCAAUCAUCACACAGUAUAACUCUCCGUUGGCUCGUCCUCCUCUGCUUCGUAACAGCAGUUUGUGCCGCUCUCGGCGAAGUCUUCUUUCCCAUCAAGCUUCUCUUGUCUCAGCUGAUCCUGACCUGCUGUCGAUGGCCUCAGCACCAGGUGUCUACAGACCAGAGCCAGAUGAUGAACACAUUUUUUUCACCAUUGAUACAAAAAGAGACUCUCAGGACACAUGUUCAGAUUCAGACUCUAUCAGUUCCUCCUUGGGAAGGAAGCAGAUGUCCAGCUCCUGCACUCAAGGAGCAGAUACUCCGCAGCGGAAGAUCUCCCGCGAUGAGCUUCUCUUGUUGGCUCAGGAAGCACAAGCCACUGUCUUGGAAGCUGCCAUUUCAUCACAACCUCCAGCUCCAUCUUCCAUUGACCCCACCUCAAUCCGCAAGGGCUCUCCUGACCUUACCCGUUCUUCGACUAUCCCAGAAUCUCAGAGUUUGACCUUUCACCCUGUCACGAAGGUGGCAGCAUAUAACGGCAUGCUGGAGAAGUCAUUCAGCUUGGGUCAGUUGCCUGCUGGCGGGACGCCCCCAGAGGGACGUUACACUUCUCUAAGUGCUCUGGACAUGGAUGGAAAGGCGAGCAAAGAGGCUAAACAGCCCCUGUCUUCCGCCAGUCCUCCAGACUCCUGCGACAACCCUGAGAAAAAGCGCUCAAAAAUCAAGAGCUUAUUCAAGAAGAGCAAAAAGCAAUGAAGGAAAGGAGAGAAAAAUUAGAUGAAGACAUGAAAAAAAAGCCUUAAAUUAAAAAAAAAUGUAAUGGACUGUCAACCAGAUGCCAAAAUGUUUAGUUCUAUUUUUCUUUCGUUUUUUUUAUAUUUUAUUUUUAUUAAAACAGAAUGUAGCUCCGUCUAGGUGCUAUCCUGGGUUGGAAGCCUUUAUUAGUCCACUCAGACUGGCAUGUUGUCAUUCAAACAUCACAAACAGUCAAAAAAAAUCGAGAGCGAUUUUAAUCAAUUUCAACCGAGUAAAGAAGAAUUAUGUACUUCUUUCUAUGUUGUGGUUUUAGGGUUGACUGUGAGAGUUGGAUCAUCAUAAAGCACCAAACAAAAAUGAGACGAACAUGCGAUGUAAUAAAAAUUUUAUUCAAAGAAUAACAUACUUUAUCGAAAUAUGUCAUUACCGUAACUUACACAAGUUGUCCACUUUUAUGGUGUAUAAUGUAAGUAAUAAACCAAUAAAACCUACAGAAAUUUGACAAAUUCAGUCACAUCUCAAAAUGCUAAUGAUGCUGUAUAUAAUAUACAGGGCAUUGCAUGAAUUCCUCCUUGUUUUGUAGUGUUGGAACUGACAUGGACGCAAUUAGGAUUAUAGGUCAUGAAGCUACACAGAAAAGCCCAUAUUAUUGAUGUCUACAUAGUUUGCGAACUUAUUUAAAAUGUUAAAGCUGCGAUGGCACAAGCAUUUUCCACUGUUGUCGUGAAACCGGUAAGUUGUGGUGCAGCCGGUUGUUUUCAGAAGUUACAUAAUUAACUGUGUGCAAAUAACGCAUUCUGUAAUCUCAAUAUAAAUACACCCGUUCUCGAAAGACCCCAGAGAGUGAGGAACUGUAUUCAUUGGCAUUUGGCUCAAAAAAGGUCAUCAAUAAUAAACAUUCCAAACAGCAUCAUUAUGGGUUGUGGUUAGGGUUAGUGUUAUUUAUAAUAUGGAAGGAUAUGACACACCUGCCUAAAGGAGGCCAUCCAUUAGACAGUGGCCGGGUUAAGCAGGGCAUUAGGCGGAGAAGCAGCCGAACUCUCAACAUGAUACUACCACCCUUUUGCUUCUCUUUUUGGAUGGUUUUCUUUUGUUCGCUUUCCACUAAAAAUAGCUUUUUGUAGCAAGUCUGGAAAAACGAUCACUUCUAUUUUUGUCUCAUGACCCCAGAUAAACUUUUACUAAUUUUUACUACUGCAAACUUUAUAUUUUAAUAUUAAAUGCAUUUUGUAUAUUUAUUUAAUUCUGUAAAUCUGCUUUGAGACAAAGCCCAUUGGUAAAAGCACCAUACAAAUAAAUGUUAAUUGCAUUUCAAUUGGCUCACAUCCCUUUUUUUGUGAUAGUUACUCUAUCUGAACUGUUCUCUAUCUGAACUGUUGCUCUUUUCAACCUUUUCAUAGUUACCUUUGGCAUUUUACUUGAUUAAUUCUGUCCUUAACGGGUUGCUGAAAUUUGGUGGAGCUUCUUUAGACACAGUUGCAACAGUGCCCUAUUCUAGCGAUUUUUGUAAAUAAUGACUACUUUGUGGGAUGAUCAAAUUUUAGCUCAUUUUUAAACUAUUUUUUCUGAAUGUUUGUGUCGAGAGCUCCAUGGGUUUAUGAUGCUGUUUGUUUAUGUACAUUCUCUAAUGAUUCUGGAGCCCUCCAGCAACAGGUGUAUUUAAACUGAUAGCAUAUGAUAAUAUGUUAAUUGCAUACAGCUGAACGCCAUUAAAACUAAUUUUGCGACUUCUAAAGGUAACUGGUUUCUCUUUUCACAGCAACAGGGCUAAUACUUUGUUUUUUUUAGUUUCUAAACUUUCGCUUAUUUCGAAGACUGUGAAGUUCUACUAUUAUACGUGGGCUACUCUGUGUAGAUUCAUGACAUAAUGUAUAAUCCUAAUGAAGUUCAGGAGGGCGAAUACUUACGCAAGUCUUACUUAUGUAUGUGCCAAUGUCAUAAAUCCUGGUGCCUUUUGCCAAUCCACCUCAAAAAAACGUCAACUGUUUUGUUAGUUGGUGGAUUAAUAAUGAGAAACAUGAUUGAUACAGAUUUUUUUUUUGUUUGUUUGUUUUUGAUCAGUUUAGCUCUAGUGUUCUGGAGGUGAAACCAAAAAGAGCCCAUAAUUGUGAAGAUUUAGGGCUGAACGUGGGCUUUCAGCUCUAUAUCAUUUCCUGUUUACUGAUGCCUCAGAGCCCCUGUACUUGACCUAUUACCUGCAAGGUAAAAUUAAAAAAAAAAAAAAAAAGGUAAGACAGAGGUAGCACUUAGAGUCGAGCAGACAGACAGUAAUAAUGCCUGAAUAAUACAGUCAUUAGCAUGAUGAAUUGAGGCUAUUUAUAAUGAAUAUUUAAUUAAGGGAUUUUACACCAAAUCUUAUAGCUCGUAUGGCACAAUACAUACGUUAUAAACCUGACUGUGUUAUUGAGGCAUAAUGACUGCUGCAGAUAAAGUGCUACCAAAAAUCCUGCUAAAGGUUGUUGCACUACUGCUUUCCCAGUUCGGAAAGAGCUGCUUUUUCGCAGAGUAACAGUAAGUUUAGUUACAUAGAAGAGACGCGCUAAGAAAAAAUGUAAUAACGUAAAUCGAUGGAGCCAAAAUGAUUUGAUGCAUUUUUAGCACGCUUCUUAGCUUAUUUAUUUUUCAGUGCAUUCUUUUUUCCCCCCAUGACAAUGAUGUUCAGAUAAAUCUUUUUUUUUAAUUGUCUAACAUGCAUUUGUAAUGUGCGGAAUACUCUGUAUUUUAUAUAUGCAUAUGCAAAUUUAAAGACAACCCAUCAAUAAUGCCUAUUCCUUGGACUGAAUGCUCUGUUUCAAGGGCCUAACCAUCACUGUGAUCACAAUCCUCAUCCUCACGCACUGUAACAUUUAGCCUGGCACUAAGUCGAUAAUAUUUUGGCAAACAUUUUCACAGGCUUUUUUUUUUUUUUUGCAGUUAUUUAUCAAGUGUCUCAUGUACAAAAAUUGGAGUCAUCCUGAAGCUGUCACUGUAAGGAAGGCCUUUGUACAAUCCUGUUGAGAAAAAAAAAAAAAAAACCCCACAACUAAAAACAUGUUACAUGUGUGUGAACCUAUUCACCUGUUGAACAUAAAAAGUGCAUCAAAAUGGGAAAUGUAUGUUUGUUGAUGCCCUUACAUUAGUUACAGCUGUUUUACAUGUAAGAGGAUUACCAGGGCUAAGUAGGUAUCGUCAUAGUGAAAUAUUUCUCAUGAUUUCUGACAAAUAAAAAAAAUUUGUAUAAGCCACUUUGUAUGACAAGCUAUGAAUAUUUAAGUUUAGAUUAUAGGACAGGAUUUGUGGUGUGAGCUUAUUUUUACAUUUGUGUGGAAUCUAACAGAAUCCUCACAGGGAAUCAUCCACACCGUUUCUAUAAAUUGUGAAUGAGAAUAUGUUCAUUCAGCAGCUAUUGCCUUAUUUUGCAACCCCUCACACACAUACAUGGCAACACUGCUAAACCUACAUCUAAAAAGCUAAAACUACACAUAUACACAAGAAAGCAUAUUUAAGUAUACUCCAUUUCUCUGUUAGGUCAAAGCUUUGGAGCAGUGUAUCCCCAUCUUGUUCCACUUCACAUUUACAUUUUUUCUGAGCUCUAAUGCACCCAUUUAGACUUCAAGAGUGCUUUUAUAGGGCUCAUAUAUUUAAGUUCAUAAGAUGAAUCAUGUGCGUUGAGAGCAGGGAAAACAAAAUUGUGCAGUGCAGAGAUACUUGAGGGCCGAGAUUGGUGCUUCGUUGCAUCACCAUUACAGCAGCAGCCCUAUAGAGAUAUUCCUGCAGAGUCGCCUUCUGAAACACUGGGUAGUUCAAUCAGGUUUGUCAUAUUAAGGCUGGAACUAAAGAUUCAAAUGAGGAUUGUUGAUAUUGCAUCAGUUCAGCCACCGCUGAUUCUUCUGCGUCUUCUGAAUAGUGUUAAAGACUUGCAUUUCUUAUCGCACAUAUUUAUUAUAAUACCCAAGAACAUCUGAUAUGUGCAGCUGUGUGUCCAAAUGUGUCCCAAAUGCAUCCCACAAGACAGGACACAACUGACCUGCCGGUUGUAACACAAUCAACAUUGGUGUUUAGAUGAAAUAUACACAGCGUGCAAUGCAGCUUCACACUGUAUUGAUCAGCUUUUCAUUGUAAACACAUGAAUGUCAAACUCGGUCAUAAUAAAAUGAACUCAAAUCCAAUGAAGGCAUUUUUGAUCUGUUAAAAAAUAAUGUCUUUCAUACUAACCUGUGUCAAAACGUAUGUCGUGUCAAAACAGUGCACUGCCAUUAGUGGUAAAAUGUAGCGUGGUGUUUUUAGAUCUGUGGAAGCCAAUACACAGACCGUAACUAGGGCUUUGGCAGGAUUUCAGCAAUUAGGACACAUACUACUGCCAUUUAUCACAGUCUUAUUCAUACUGCGGAGAAGAUAUUACAUAUAUAUUAUCCUAUAUUACUUCCCAUACACACAGACUCCCUGCUCCUAUACAGCAGCACACACGACUCCCUUAUUUCAUACUGUAAGCAUUUACUUCUAUCGGUUCCUUAUUUGGGUUUGAGCACAGGACUGAAGAUACGUGGAAAUGGUGCUGGAAAUGGUGCGCACCCCGUGGCAGUCUUUACACUAAUUGGAUAAUGGCUUUUUAGCGAAAUAAACAGAACAAGUAAUGGACUUUCCUUUUCCUCCUUCACAAAGAGCUUAAAUAUUACCAAAAUUAAAUAAUAAAAUGAUGUUUACACAAGACCUAAUUGUUAUUUAUAUGAAAUCUGAAAUUAAUAUUUUAUACAAAAUUAUAGGUUUGUAGCUCAGCAUUAUACAGUAGGGUGGAGAAUUUAAAUAUGAAUGGGAAUUCCAAUAUAUACAUUUUUCUUUUUUUUUGUUGACUUAUAGAAGAUUGAACACUUAAUUUCAGUGUCACAUAUAUGGGUUAAUGAUAUGUCACCUCACCCCCUGACCAAUAGAGUUUGCUGUGUGGAUAUUUGUAUAAUGUACAAAAUAUUUGGUUAAACUCUCAUCAAUAAAGAGCUAAGCUAUGAA
Molecule: messenger RNA, 8779 nt
Organism: Silurus meridionalis
Lineage: Eukaryota; Metazoa; Chordata; Actinopteri; Siluriformes; Siluridae
Gene: stim2b
Product: stromal interaction molecule 2b
Exons: 12
Coding region: 1628-3796 (722 amino acids)
Biological process (GO): intracellular calcium ion homeostasis; activation of store-operated calcium channel activity; store-operated calcium entry
Cellular component (GO): plasma membrane; endoplasmic reticulum
Molecular function (GO): calcium channel regulator activity; protein binding; calcium ion binding
Source: RefSeq, a predicted model, not a curated record